Molecule: messenger RNA, 2783 nt
Organism: Paramuricea clavata
Lineage: Eukaryota; Metazoa; Cnidaria; Anthozoa; Malacalcyonacea; Plexauridae
Source: the annotation of a GenBank genome assembly
AUGGCUGAGGAAUUGAAGACAUUAGUAAAAAUACGCGGAGGCCAUCGAGCCAGUCUUACGAAAACAUUAGCUGUAACAGAAGAACUCUUAACGCAAUCUACGGAAAUAUUUGAAGAAACACAGGCAAGUGACUUUGAAAUAAAACUUACCCAACAACGUGUGAUUUUGGGCGAGAAAUUACCACUUCUAAAGAGUUUUGACGACAAGAUUAUUCUGUUGGUUGAGGACGGAAAUAUUGAGGAUGAGGUUGCCAGUGCUGAUGACAUACGUCAAGCUAUUCAAAGGGCAAUUGUUCACAUUGAUUUAAUUUUGGAAAAACUGAAGAAAAAAUGGAAUAAAGACAGUGGAUCUUCACCAUCGAAUCUGGAAAGUUCUCUGUCGCAAGCAACAGUACCACCCACAUCUAACAGUACGGUAAGAUUACCAAAAUUAGAACUAAAACAUUUUAAUGGGAACAUAAUGGAGUGGACUACAUUUUGGGAUUCAUAUUCUUCUUCCAUUCAUGAAAAUCCUAAUUUUUCCGGUAUAGAUAAAUUCAAUUAUUUGCAUAGUCUGUUGGAAAAAUCUGCUGCUGAAGCAAUAUCGGGUUUAAAAAUAACUUCAGCAAACUACCAAGAGGCAAUAGAUAUCUUAGACAAAAGAUUUGGUAAUCAGCAACAAAUUGUCAAUGCCCACAUGAAUGCUUUAUUAAACCUGCCCAAGGUGACUAAUGUAGAUGAUUUAAAGGCUCUCAGGCAAUUACAUGAUAAAGUAGAGAGCCAUAUGAGGGGAUUGAAAUCACUUGAAGUUGACUCUGGUUCAUAUGGUAGUCUGUUAACACCUAUUUUAAUUGAUAAGUUGCCUAAAGAGCUGCGUUUAGAAGUUACAAAGCAGCUCAAAGAAGAUUGGGAUCUAGAUGAACUGAUCAAAAUCUUUAAAAGGGAACUGGAGGCUCGAGAGAGGGCAAGUCUCUUACCCGGCAGUUCAAGGGAUCCCCCAUCUAAGCCACCGUAUAAACCUAAGAAGGAUCCUAGUAAGACGUUGCAGGCAAGACUUAUAUUUGACAGUGGAAGCCAAAGAUCAUGCAUAACUUCCACAAUAAGAGACAAGCUGAAUCUCCCUAUAGUAAGACGAGAUACCCUCAAGAUUAAUGCCUUUGGUUCUAAGGAUGAAGAUAUUACCUCCUGUGAUAUGGUUCAAUUUCAGUUGGACACCGAGAGAGGACAUAAGUUAAACCUAUCGGCUUAUGUUGUUCCAUUGAUAUGCUUCACAAUCGGAAACCAAAAUACAAAAUUUGCCCAACAAUCCUAUGAACAUCUUUCUGGGUUAACUCUUGCUGACUCAGCAAACGAUGGAGAAGAAUUCGAUUUGGAUAUACUGAUUGGAAGCGAUUAUUAUUGGCAGUUGGUCACCGGUCAUGUAAUCCAUGGAAACGAUGGUCCUACAGCAAUGCAUACCAAGCUCGGCUGGGUUUUGUCUGGUCCAGUGAAAGGGGCACCACCCGAUUCUCAUUCCAAUGUCAACAUUGCAUCUACCCAUGUGUUACGAUGUUCUACCCAACUCACCCCUUCCCCAGAAGCAACAAUUGAAACUAACCUCAAACGUUUUUGGGAAUUGGAAUCACUUGGUAUCAGUCCUGACGAGCAUUCUCUUUACGAAGAGUUUCUAAGUACUGUGAAACACCGAGAUGGUCGAUAUGAAGUUCACCUACCAUGGAAAGAUAACCAAGUCGCCAUACCAGAUGACUACCAGCUUAGUCUAAGGAGACUAGAAUCCGACAAGAUCCUAAAACCCUGAAGGAAUACGACAACCUUAUUCAGGAGCAGAUAGCUAGAGGAAUCAUAGAAAGAGUUGAUGAAACAUCCACCACCAAUGCAAGUCGUGUCCAUUACUUACCACACCAUGCUAUCAUCCGUCUCGACAAGACAACAACAAAAUUGCGGAUAGUCUACGAUGCUUCUGCGAAAUUCGAGGGCCCCUCUCUUAAUGAUUGCCUAUACUCUGGCCCAUCACUUGCUGAGAAUAUUGUAGACAUUUUGCUGAGAUUCAGGUGUCAUCCAACAGCAUUGGUCGGAGACAUUGAAAAAGCGUUUUUGAUGAUUGCCAUUGCAAAGGAAGAUCGAGACGUCUUGAGAUUUCUCUGGGUUGACGAUAUUACUAAGGAUGACCCUAAGAUUAUGAUAUAUCGAUUUACGCGUGUAGUAUUCGGGGUGACGGCCAGUCCAUUUUUGUUGAAUGGGACAAUCAAACAUCACAUUGAGAAAUAUCAGGAAGAAGACCCGGAGUUUGUACAGAAGUUUCUGAGUGGCAUUUACGUGGAUGAUUUAAGUUCUGGAGCCAAGGAUGACAACGCAGCCUAUGAACUGUAUAUUAAAUCAAAACAACGACUAAGUGAAGGCGGAUUCAAUCUUCGCAAGUUUCUAUCUAAUUCUCCUACCCUAAUGCAAAGAAUACGGCAAAAUGAAGAAAACCCUACCAUCGGUCAGUCAACGACAGAUGUGGUCAACGAUGUCUGUACAGAGGAUAAGUCAUAUUGCAAGUCAACAGUGGGUAAUCCCCAAGAAUUACCGUUGGAAAGGGAAGAGAAGAUCCUGGGAAUUCGGUGGAACUAUGUAAAUGACACAUUCAUCUUCAAUUUUCAGCGAAUUGUGCAAGCAGCUCGAGAACUUGAGCCUACGAAGCGAAAUGUCAUUGGUAUCAUAUCCCGUUUCUAUGACCCGUUGGGAGUUCUCGCACCCAUAACAGUCAAAUUAAAGAUGUUUUUUCAGGAGCUAUGCCAAUCUAAAGUUGAAUGGGACGAAUAA